Messenger RNA from Adineta steineri, 522 nucleotides. NCBI's taxonomy places the organism in Eukaryota, Metazoa, Rotifera, Eurotatoria, Adinetida, Adinetidae. The record is from the annotation of a GenBank genome assembly.
AUGUCAACUGUGCCCUGGAAUAUAACCACAACUACUGUCAAAGUAACAUCCACUAUUCCAACCCAAAUGACAUCCAUUGAAACAAGUACAAUAGUGAGUACAACAACAACUACAACGACGACAUCGAGUUUACCGACGACGACAACAACAACAGUCAAAUUAGAAGAAGAAACUACAAAAGCUAAUAUUGAAGAUAAUAAAUCCUAUGAGUUUCAAUCAAAUUUUAGUCGUAAUAAUGAUUCAGUAUUCGUUACUCUUCAUUCAAACGUAUCGAAUGCAAAUGUUUCUAUUAAUAAUACAUUUACAAGUAUUAAAAAUGAUAAUUCUUCAUGUGAAAUUUUAUUUAAUGAACAAUCAAUGCAGCCAAGUAAAACUAUUAAUACCAAAAUUCUGAUAAAUUUCAAUGGAUCAAUGACACGUGAAUUAGCAAUUCAACUUGGUGAUCGUUUCAUCGACAUUGCAGACCUCUUAUUAACAGUUCACUCUGUGGCUAAUGGAAACAAUUCAAUAAAAACUGUUUAA